Phyllostomus hastatus (greater spear-nosed bat) is the source of this 1621-nucleotide messenger RNA. RefSeq names its product NHL repeat containing 3 (gene NHLRC3). The coding region runs from base 238 to 1281 and encodes 347 amino acids. NCBI's taxonomy places the organism in Eukaryota, Metazoa, Chordata, Mammalia, Chiroptera, Phyllostomidae. The transcript has 7 exons. Gene Ontology annotation, biological process: proteasome-mediated ubiquitin-dependent protein catabolic process; negative regulation of translation; protein polyubiquitination. Gene Ontology annotation, molecular function: translation repressor activity; protein binding; ubiquitin protein ligase activity. The record is from RefSeq and is a predicted model, not a curated record.
UGACACGGGGCGGAGCCCGAAGGCGCGAGACGCGGGGGCGGGGCCCCAGGGACGCCCUGGGGAUCCCCGACCGCCCUGCCCUGUGGUCCUUCCGGCUCUCGAACCCCGCGCCCCCGAGGAAGGGCGAUCCGACACUACCCUUCAUCCCGGAGAGCCGGCAGUCGCUGAGCGCCGCAGGGGCCCGUUCGGGCCCAGGCUGUACUUGCCCGAGCGCCUCGUCGCGCUCCCUGCUCCGUCAUGGCGAGAGUCUGGCUCUGCGCGGGGGGCGCGGGCUGCUUGCUCGUUUUUCUGGUUUUGCAUUCGCAUCUUUCUGGCUCUCCGGUUUUAAGGGACUUUGUGUUUCAAAUUUCCUGGAGAACUGAGGACGUUCUUUACAGGCUGGACGUGGGCUGGCCCAAGCACCCCGAGUACUUCACCGGAGCAACGUUCUGUGUUGCGGUGGACUCCCUGAACGGGCUGGUGUACGUGGCCCAAAGAGGGGACGACGUCCAGAAGGUCUUGGUGUUCACGGAGGACGGGUAUUUCCUGCGCGCUUGGAACCACACGGUGGACACGCCCCACGGCAUGUUCGCGGCCAGCACCCCGCAGGAGCCGGCGGUCUGGAUCACGGACGUGGGAAGCGGACCCUUUGGCCACACUGUUAAGAAAUACGACUCCUUCGGGGAUCUCGUUCAAGUCUUGGGGACCCCGGGCCAGAGCGGCGCCGGCCUCAACCCCCUGCAGUUCGACAGCCCCGCGGAGCUGUACGUGGAAGACACGGGGGACAUCUACGUCGUGGAUGGGGACGGAGGGCUGAACAACAGGCUGAUCAAGUUGUCCCAAGAUCUCACGGUGCUUUGGCUGCGCGGAGAGAGGGGGGCGGGGCCCGCCGAGUUCCACGUGCCCCACAGCGUCACCGUGGACUCCUUUGGCCGGGUGUGGGUUGCCGACCGGGGAAACCAGCGCGUCCAGGCCUUCGAGCGGGACACCGGAGCCUGGCUGGGAGCCUGGGACGACUGCUUCACGGAAGAGGGGCCGUCCUCCAUCAGGUUCACCCCCGACGGGCAGCACGCGGUGGUAGCCCAGCUGAACCUCAGCCGGCUGCUGUUCCUGGCCGCGCCCCCGGUGGGCAGCAUCGGCUCCUGCUCUGUGCUGCGCUCCAUCCAGCUGGCAGACCAGGUCUCGCCCCACCUCCUGGACGUCAGCGGGCGCACCGGAGCCAUCUACGUCGCAGAAAUCGGAGCGAAACAAGUGCAGAAAUACGUCCCUUGGAAAAGCUACUUCCCAUCCUUCCAUUUCUGACGCUGGUUUGCCUGGAGAUCUCUCGAGUGAAAGCUCGGAUUCUCAAACUCACCGUCCAAGUGCCUAAAAAUAACGUUCAAGUGCAAGAACUCACUUCUUUGUUUUUACCUGAUCUGGUAUCAGAAAAGUUGUUUCUAUGUCAUUAAUAGUUGCAUGUUGCGCUGCCAUUUUUGUGACUGAAUUUUACGUGUAAAUGCACAAGGAUAUUUUAAUGAAAGAAAUCUAACUCUAAAAAAACUGGGGCCAAAAGAAGCGGAAAAUAGCGAGGCAGCGACCUAGUUACUUGUCUCGGUAGACUAGUCCUUGGGGAGGGAGAAACGAAUAAAAAUGGUUUGGAGGA